CAGGGCAUUGCCAUUCGCCAAGGAGAGUGCAGGGCACAUGAAGGCAACAGACGAGCGAGAUUCCAUUAUCCAUUGAGAGCUUGAGAGAUAGUACUGCGCUGCUGAAGAGGUCACGGCGGCAAUGGAGAGGGCACCGGCUCUGUGUCUUCUGAUCACCUUGCUGGCAUUCUACCUCUUGGUUCCCUCCAGUGCUGUACCUCUCCCAAGACUGCAAAAGAUGCCCAUGCAAGAGGCUGGCCCGAUGCCAUCGGUGAAAGGCAGCACUCUAGAGCCAAAGAUGGAAAUGAAGAGGUUUGUGCCGGAGGAUGACGAGUCCGUAAUCUCCGAGAGGAUGGCCUUCGAGACUCAGGACUACGGUCCCCCGGGGCCCAACAACCACCACAAGCCACCCGGUUGGAGAUGAUGCUGUUGCCUUGUUGGCUGAUGCUCAAGAAACGUGAUGUUUUUUUUAAAAAAAGAAAUGUGAUGUUUGGUGUGGUUAAUUAUUACAAUACAAUUAAUCAAUAUAGAUAGUUGUGUGGUUAACGGUGUAUGAAAAGUUUGUGAUUAAAAAUAAUCAUACCAUGUUUGGAA
Panicum hallii is the source of this 573-nucleotide messenger RNA. RefSeq lists its product as uncharacterized. The record is from RefSeq and is a predicted model, not a curated record. Lineage: Eukaryota; Viridiplantae; Streptophyta; Magnoliopsida; Poales; Poaceae. Bases 122 to 403 code for a protein of 93 amino acids. The transcript is spliced from 3 exons.